This is a messenger RNA of Chironomus riparius, 783 nucleotides long. The record is from the annotation of a GenBank genome assembly. NCBI's taxonomy places the organism in Eukaryota, Metazoa, Arthropoda, Insecta, Diptera, Chironomidae.
AUGAGAAAUAAAACUAUACAUUUAUACCUAGAAGUGAUAAUUAGAAUAAUAUUAGUUGUUACAUUCUUCAAGUUGGAAACUGUAGAGCCAUUUCAGAGAAAAAUCCUUGCAAAUGAUCUAUGGAAUUAUCGCUACCCGAACCGAGAAUCAUAUGUUCCCAUUACUAUUUUAUGGCCGAUUGUUGUUUUGAUUCCUCUCUCAAUAUUCAUACUUAAUCUUAUAAUAACGAGGCAUGUGAAGGACUUCAAGUCAGCUUUAUUAGGAUAUUCACUAAGUUUCGGAUUGAAUGGAGUUAUUAUUGAUACUAUAAAGUUAUUAGUUGGAAGACCAAGACCAGACUAUUUUGCACGAUGUUGGCCCGAUGGUGUAAUGAAUUCAGAGCAAGUGUGCACUGGAGAGUAUUGGUCAGUCAUUGAUGGACGCAAAUCCUUCCCAUCUGGACACAGUUCGUUCUCAUUUGCAACAUUAGGAUUCCUGAGCUUUUACCUUAUGGGAAAAUUGAGAAUAUUUUCUGAAGAAGGUCGAGGAAAGAGUUAUCGACUGAUAUGCUGUUUUCUACCAUUAAAAACAGCUCUUCUCAUAGCAAUCUCAAGAACAAUGGAUUAUCAUCACUGGAAGGAAGAUGUGAUAGUUGGAAGUUUGAUUGGAUUACUACUUGCAUAUCUUUGCUAUAGACAAUAUUUUCCAUCAUUUUCGUCAAAGAAAUCAAACUUGUGUUAUGAAUUACAUGAACGAACACCCAUCACUGAUGAAUUAUUAGAGAAAGAUAUUAAAUGGAUUUGA